This is a messenger RNA of Chondrus crispus (carragheen), 852 nucleotides long. RefSeq lists its product as hypothetical. Bases 1 to 852 code for a protein of 283 amino acids. NCBI's taxonomy places the organism in Eukaryota, Rhodophyta, Florideophyceae, Gigartinales, Gigartinaceae. The transcript has a single exon. The record is from RefSeq and is a predicted model, not a curated record.
AUGUCUCCUCCACCUCCAGCCGUCAACAUGGGUGGCAAACAAACAGCGGGUGUCGCCAAGCCCGUGUACUCACAUUCCUCCCCAUCCGCAUCCGACAGGACCGUUGCCCCGCCGAACACCCAAGAAGACAACGUCUUUUGCGGUAGCAACCCAUUCGACGCGUGCAUUCUCUGCAACACCUGCUUCAUCGUACCAGAACGCACCAAUUAUGUCGAGCUCUACUUUGGCUCGUACCACGGAACAAUCACAAAGCCCGGCUGCUACUGCCGCUCUGCAUUCGCCAUAGAGCUGCGCCAAGUAAAAACAGACCUCUCCACCUUCGAUAUGCCAAAUACAAAGGUUCUGGACUCCCGAGGAUCCCCAAUUGUCGUCUCAGGCAUCAUCACUUUCUGGAUUGUCGACGCACGUGCCGCAGCUAUCGACGUAGCUAAUCCGCAUCAAUACAUACGAGAUCAAGCCCCGGCCAUUCUCAAGCGCAUCGUCAGUAUGUAUCCGUACGAAAGUGACGACCCCAACGUGCCUUCGCUACGCACCGAGACCAGUGAAGUGACGGCCAGAAUGCGAGACACACUGCAGGCACGGUGCACCGUCGCCGGAAUUCGUAUCGAAUCCUUCUCACUCAAUGAACUCAGCUACGCGCCAGAGAUUGCCUCAACCAUGCUGAAAAGGCAGCAGGCCGAGGCACUCAUAAGCGCAAGGAGGGCUAUUGUCAGUGGGGCUAAGGAGAUCGCUAAGGACGCCGUCGAAGAUGUCGGUGGAUCCAUGACUGCGGAACAGAAAGCAGGCCUCCUGAGCAAUCUCCUAGUCGUCCUUGUCGGGGACAAGGACGUCACUCCAACGAUAGCCGUCUAG